UGGCCGACCAGCCCCCACUGGUGCAGGCGAUUUUCAGCGGCGAUCCAGAAGAGGUGCGGAUGCUGAUCUACAAGACGGAGGAUGUCAACGCCCUGGACACUGAGAAACGAACUCCCCUUCACGUUGCAUCUUUCCUGGGUGAUGCAGACAUCAUUGAGCUGCUCAUUUUGUCAGGCGCUCGUGUCAAUGCCAAGGACAACAUGUGGCUGACUCCUCUUCAUCGAGCUGUCGCCUCAAGGAGCGAAGAGGCUGUGCAGGUGUUGAUCAAGCACUCGGCCGACGUCAACGCUCGGGACAAGAACUGGCAGACGCCGCUGCACGUGGCGGCCGCCAACAAGGCGGUGAAGUGCGCCGAGGUGCUCAUCCCCAUGCUGAGCAGCGUCAACGUGUCCGACCGCGGCGGGCGCACGGCCUUGCACCACGCCGCGCUCAACGGCCACAUCGAGAUGGUAAACUUGCUCUUAGCCAAAGGGGCAAACAUCAAUGCUUUUGACAAAAAGGACAGAAGAGCUCUUCACUGGGCAGCAUACAUGGGUCACCUGGAAGUUGUUGCCUUACUGAUCAACCAUGGUGCAGAGGUGACUUGUAAGGACAAGAAGGGUUACACUCCACUUCAUGCAGCUGCAUCCAAUGGGCAAAUUAAUGUAGUAAAACAUCUCCUUAAUCUGGGUGUAGAGAUUGAUGAAAUGAACAUCUACGGGAACACUGCACUUCACAUUGCCUGUUACAACGGUCAGGACUCCGUCGUUAGUGAGCUGAUUGACUAUGGUGCUAAUGUAAACCAGCCUAAUAAUAAUGGAUUCACUCCCUUGCAUUUUGCUGCUGCCUCCACUCACGGAGCGCUGUGUCUUGAACUGCUAGUGAAUAAUGGGGCAGAUGUAAACAUUCAGAGUAAGGAUGGGAAGAGUCCGCUGCACAUGACCGCUGUCCAUGGGAGGUUCACGCGGUCACAGACCCUCAUUCAGAAUGGAGGUGAGAUUGACUGUGUUGAUAAGGAUGGUAACACCCCUCUGCAUGUGGCUGCAAGAUACGGACAUGAGCUUCUGAUCAACACCCUCAUAACCAGCGGAGCUGAUACUGCCAAGUGUGGGAUCCACAACAUGUUCCCUUUACACUUAGCAGCACUUAACGCUCACUCAGACUGCUGCAGGAAAUUGCUGUCGUCGGGACAAAAGUAUAGCGUAGUGUCCUUGUUUAGUAAUGAGCCCGUGCUGUCUGCAGGCUUUGCCAUAGACACCCCCGACAGCUUCGGGAGAACGUGCCUCCACGCCGCCGCCGCCGGAGGUAACGUUGAAUGUAUAAAACUCUUGCAAAGCAGUGGAGCUGAUUUUAAUAAGAAGGACAAACGUGGGAGGACACCUCUGCACUAUGCAGCUGCAAAUUGUCACUUCCACUGUAUUGAGACACUGGUGACAACAGGCGCCAACAUCAAUGAAACAGAUGAUUGGGGGCGUACCCCUUUGCACUAUGCUGCUGCUUCUGACAUGGACCGAAAAAGAAAGAAUAUUUUAGGUAACUCCCAUGAAAAUGUUGAAGAACUUGAAAGAGCCACUGAGAUGAAGGAAAAAGAAGCUGCAUUGUGUCUAGAGUUCCUGCUUCAGAACGAUGCCAAUCCAUCCAUCCAGGACAAAGAAGGGUACAACACAGUGCACUACGCCGCUGCAUACGGGCACCGACAGUGCUUGGAGCUGCUUCUGGAAAAAACAAACAAUAUAUUUGAGGAGUCUGAUUCGACACCUACAAUAAGUCCUUUGCAUUUAGCUGCUUAUAAUGGUCAUCACCAAGCCUUGGAAGUCCUCCUCCAGUCUCUGGUGGAUCUGGACGUUAAGGAUGAGAAGGGCCGCACUGCUUUGGACCUGGCUGCCUUUAAAGGACACGCAGAGUGUGUGGAAGCUCUCAUCAGCCAGGGUGCUUCUGUCACUGUAAAAGACAACGUCACCAAAAGGACCCCGCUCCACGCUUCCGUCAUUAAUGGCCACACGCCGUGUUUACGAUUGUUGCUAGAAGUUGCGGACAACCCUGAUGUGACAGACGCCAAAGGACAAACCCCACUAAUGCUUGCUGUGGCAUAUGGGCACAUUGAUGCUGUUUCCUUGUUACUUGAAAAAGAAGCAUCUGUUGAUGCGGCUGAUCUGCUGGGAUGCACAGCUUUACAUCGAGGGAUCAUGACCGGGCAUGAAGAGUGUGUUCAGAUGCUCUUGGAGAAAGAAGUGUCUAUUUUGUGUAAAGACUCCAGGGGCAGAACCCCGCUGCACUUCGCAGCGGCUCGGGGUCACGCCACGUGGCUCAGCGAGUUACUGCAGGUGGCACUUUCAGAGGAGGACUGCAGCUUGAAAGAUAAUCAUGGCUACACACCACUGCACUGGGCUUCUUACAAUGGUCAUGAAAACUGCAUAGAGGUACUAUUGGAACAAAAAUUAUUCCGCAAAUUCUAUGGUAAUAACUUCUCUCCAUUGCACUGUGCCGUAAUUAACGAUCAUGAAAACUGUGCAUCGCUGCUCAUUGGAGCCAUAGAUGCCAGCAUUGUUAAUUGCAAAGAUGACAAAGGAAGGACGCCCCUUCACGCGGCAGCCUUUGCGGACCACGCCGAGUGCCUGCAGCUGCUCCUUGGGCACCGCGCGCACGUGGACGCCGCCGACCGGUCGGGGAAGACGCCCCUCAUGAUGGCAGCUCUCGGCGGGCACGUGGGCGCCGUAGACUUCUUGGUGAACAUUGCCAAGGCGGACCUGACAUUAAAGGAUAAGGACUUGAAUACACCUUUGCACUUGGCUAGCAGUAAAGGUCAUGAAAAAUGUGCCUUGUUAAUACUUGACAAGAUCCAAGAACAGAGCCUUAUUAAUGCAAAAAAUAAUGCAUUGCAGACACCUCUCCAUAUUGCUGCACGAAAUGGCUUAAAGCUGGUGGUGGAAGAGUUGCUAGCCAAAGGGGCCUGUGUCCUAGCAGUAGAUGAAAAUGGUCACACGCCAGCCCUGGCUUGCGCUCCUAACAAAGACGUGGCUGACUGCCUGGCGCUCAUUUUGGCCACCAUGAUGCCUUUUGCUCCUGCCAGUUCAGUGACGACUUUCAACUUGGUUGGCUUUAAAAAAGACCCGUUGGGCAGGACACAUCUCUGCGAUGGCACCGCUGUGGGUGGCGUUAACUCUUGCGGGAAGCCCUUGAGUAAUAACCUAGGAACGGAGGACGGGUACAAUGAAAACGAUUCUGAUUCGGAAACAUUUUGACUUUUUGGCAUUCAAAGCUUUUUAUUAUUAUUUAAGUUUACUUCCUUUUUUGUCUUUUUAAAAGGCUUAAGUCUCACUGCUAUACUCUUCAUUAUUAUUCUUGCCAAAUAGGUAUUGGAAGAUUUGCAGUAUUGCUAAGAAUCAAGCCUUUAAAUAACAAACUUAGGGGAAUUUACUGGAACGCAUUCCCAUUUAAUGUUCUGCGGCUUUUCAACUUCCUCAUGUUUUCUUUAGGCCCUAAGUGCCCCUGUGGAAAGUCUCUACCUCUUAUUUUAAGUAGAAAAGGAGAAAAUGCCUCUUUGUGACAGCACAAGUAAACAGGGAACUGUUUGUAAAAUGUACUUAUAUAUUUAGCUGUACCUUUAGUACACAAAUAUAUUUCCAGUGUAGUUUUUCAUAGAUUUCAGCCAUCAUCCCCUCCCUCUGUUUGUCUGUUUCCUAGUUCCAGGGGCUCUAUUAAUUAGAUAAAGUUAUUACACAAACCAAAGGCAAGGUCGUAAAUCUUAACACUGCCUGUAUUGCUUUGCUACAGGAAAUGAAACAUUUUACAUUCUGCAUGUGUUAAGCACUUGAACAGACAGAAGGCACUUUUUGCAAUUCGUAGUUGCAGCACACAGUUAGAAAAAUAGAAAUUUGGAAGGCCAAAUGCCACUUGUCUCGCCACAGACGUCAGUGGAAUCACUUGCGUAAAAUGACUUGGCCCUUACUUUUAUUGUUUCGAUUCAGCACAAACGUGUAUGAUUUAUUUGCACUACAGAAUUAGGGUCAUUAGAAGUUUCCGUCACCUGAGCCAUUAACCAAGAAUCUACUAUCAGCGAAAGAAAAAUCAGAUGUAGACAGAGGUAUAUCAAAAUGCUUAAGUUGCCAACUUAAAGGGAUUUUUUAAAAAAAAUAUAUCUACACUCAAAUAGCUUUUACUGUAAAUAAUCUUGAAAUUUAAAAUACUUUUGUCAGAGCUUGGAUGAACAGCUCUGAGCAAAGGUAGAGCCGUGAAAAGGUAACACCAAAAGUUGAAAUACCAAACAGAAGAGAACAUAAAUAUAUACCAUGCAAGGGACUGGAGAUGCAGACUAAAAGGCCUAUUGUCACCAGCUUUUUAGAGCAAUGUCAGCAUUGUGAAUAUGUCUACUCCUUCUGCCAAAGUUUCUAGGUCGAAUGGACCCCGAUCCUCAUCUGCAACAGAUGUACAAAAGGAAGAAUGAGACUUUAAAAACAAAAACAAACUCAAACAAAACACAAACAAAAGCCUAUUGUGAACUAACCAGCUGUACCAAGAGGACCAAAAUGCUUCGGUAACUAGAAGACUUUGCUACUUUUCUUUUUUUCCUCAAAUGUGAGGGACAGAAUGAAGUAGUUUUUCUACACCAUAGAAAUAUAAAAUCUUGAGAUAACAAGUAGUCAUGAGAGUAUUUUACGUUUUAUGACACAGGUUUCAAGUUGACAGCUUGACAUUUGUAACUGAUGUGUUGACCACGCUUACUUUUUCCAGGCUAAAGAAAAUGUUCGUAUUCUUUUUAUGUAAAUGUGUUUGUAUUUAUUUGAAACAAAGCAAAUGCCUAAGAAAAAUAACUAUGGCUUGUUCUUCUUGUUAGUUUUCAUACAUCCGAUUUGGCAUAAUGCAAAAUGAAAUGUGAAUCUAGGCAAGACCAAUGGCCUGAGUGGAAAAGGGAGGGCUGAUGCUCUUCAGCACUUUGCCACCCUCGUUGCAUGCAGUGCAGAGAUAAAGUCAUCAAGCUAGAUAAAAACCUGAGAGCAAGACGGCUCUCACAAUUUGAGAACGUAAGAAAGAGAUCCAACCCCGUGCUAGACAUUGGGGAGAGCUUCAAAGAGAGGGGAAAUAUAAUACAGCGUGACAUAAAGGUGCUAAAGUUCUAGCAAUUCCCAUGCAGGCUGGGUGCAGGCUAAAUCUCUGCUAGGAGUCUGAGGAACUGUCAUCAGUUCGGACUUUUUGCCAGGAUAAGUGAAAAGUAAGGAUUUUUAUUUUAGUUUCAGGUUUUGGCUGUGUUCCACUGAAUUGCUAAAAAGGUCUGUUGACAGAUUCCAGUUCUUUAAUUAGAACAAAUUUAACUAUAUGUUAAGUUUAUUUUGCCGUGCUAAAAUUAAGUAUUGUUUCCUCGAACGUUAGCAGAUUUCUUAAGUUUGAAUCAAAAAAAUCACAAGGAAUGUAAUGUUUCUUAAGGUGAGCAUAUCUUUUUUUUCAUCAACCCUGCAUUUUCUGCAGUAGAAUGACAGAGUAUCCAAACCCUGAUUUUCUCCUCAGAAAUGAGUUCAGAAUAACAUUGUUAUGAUUGACUUUUCUCAAAAUAUUUUGCUUUUUUAAAAUUGCAGAAUAGCAAUAACCACCUUUCUUAAAGCACUGAAAAGAUGAGGUUUGGAAGAGUGAUGUUUUCAGUGGUGUCUGUUUAGAUGUGAAUAGAAAUCCCAAAUUUGGCAGUUGUAGUUUCUAUGUAGAAUGAUGGCACUUAAAACGACUCUGGUAAUUGUGCAGUACAACUGCUGCCUCUUAUCGAGGUAUAUAACAUUAUAGAAGCACAAGUGAUCACUGAAUUACUAUGAUCCUCGUAGGAACCCAACCUGAAUUUUUGCUUUUAAUGAUUUUUUUUUUCCUGUAAACUAACAAGGAUUGAAGUAUGCAAUAUUCCAGAAACCAUAGAAGAAUAUCACUUGUUUUUUUAGUACCAUAAAGGCGAAAUGGGAAGGUCAUGCUUUGAGCAUGGGGUACUUAGGAAGGACAACUGUCUUGAGCAGGACCCUUGGAAGUGCUCAGCAUGGGCCUAUCUCAGAGCUCCCACUAGUUACCAGAAUCCCUUUCCUCGUAUGCUAGUACAUUAAUCUGUAAUAUAAUUUAUCACUUGUAGAAGUAAAUCUGUAAUGUAGGACAGGACUUUGUAAUUUAAGCACGGGACUAAUUUCACUCUCGUAAGCACUCGUUUUGCCUUUCUGUGGACUUUUUUGCAAGAGUGGAGUUGCUCGCACCUAAUCGUUGCACUUAACCCUGGCUCCUGCCGUUUACAGUUCAUGGACUACUUCUGUAUCUGCACCCAACAGGGGCUAUCUGGGGCAGCAGCUGGCCUACCCCAGUUCUAUUAAUUAAAGUUUAAUCUUGAAUUUGAACCACAGUUGCGGGUGCAAUCCAUAGCAGGAUUGGGUCCCAGAUUUCUCUCCCAAAUACUGAAUUUUGCAACCUCUGGACUGCCUGAAAUUGCUGUGAAAUAGCUCAGGGGAUUUCUGUUCAUCGCUACUAAAAGGGCACCAUAAUGUGUUUGGUACUUUUGUGCAGUAAGCAGCUGCCAGGUGUUUAAAUUGGAACAAACACAUAAAAUGAAUUGUUUAUCCAUUGUACUGUUGAGAAACUUGGUUGUGUAUCUUGAGGAUAAUUUUUAGAGUUUUGUGAUUUUUAUUCCUAGUCAUGUAAGAAAAUUAGAGUGCCUUUUUAUAUUUGUGUAUUCUGAAACUGUUUUGUGAAACUUGUCUUUUUUUUUUUUUUUUUUUUUCAUUUGAGUGUUAAAAAAGCAAUAUAUGACCGGUAAAUUUUCAUUUGAACCCUUCUCUGAAUGUAAAAAGUGUUUCUUCUUUUUGUAUGUUCUACCUGCAUUGAAAUGAAAAUUAAUAGGCUAAAUUUCUAUAGGAAUAAUGUAUAAUUUUGCAGUGCUGAAAAUGCUUUCUUAUACACAAAAAGUAAACCUUAGGUCAGUGUUAUAGGAAGGAGCGUUUUAAACUAGUGACAAUCUGAGUGUGUGUAUAAAAUGUAAUUUUAUGCGUUUCUUAUGCAGUGAUCUAUAUAUUAAAGCCAAUAUCUUAUGUUUUGUAGGUUUUGUCUUAUAUUUUAUGCUUUAGCAUGUGCAAUAUAUCUUUACAAACAAUGGUGACGAAUCUGGUGCCAGUGUUAUAUUUUGCAUAACAUAUUUGUAAUAAACAAUAUAAAAUAUUGU
This is a messenger RNA of Nothoprocta perdicaria, 7153 nucleotides long. RefSeq names its product ankyrin repeat domain 44 (gene ANKRD44). Gene Ontology annotation, cellular component: nucleus. The transcript has 28 exons. Bases 60 to 3221 code for a protein of 1053 amino acids. The record is from RefSeq and is a predicted model, not a curated record. Gene Ontology annotation, biological process: regulation of transcription by RNA polymerase II. Gene Ontology annotation, molecular function: RNA polymerase II-specific DNA-binding transcription factor binding. Lineage: Eukaryota; Metazoa; Chordata; Aves; Tinamiformes; Tinamidae.